AAUCAAACGAGAGCAACUCCAAAGACCGGAGAACUUGCUUCAAAGAAGCUGCAAAUACCUUGAAGAGAUCAAGCAGAGGUCAUCUCAGAUCCAGGUUCCUACUUACAAAGGUAUUCAGUGGAGCAAGGCAUAUGAUCUUCUGAUGUGCUUUCCAGAGAUCAAGCAGGUAAUCCUAGACCUUCAGGAUUACUACGGUCAGCAAGGGAAGGAAAUCCAGACUUCCCUCACUUUGAACUUUUUGAAGGACAACCCCAAGCUCAAAAUUCAGUAUGUUGAACAAGUUCAGAAGAUAUGUAAUGAAUUCAUGACUUUCUUCACUAAAAAGUAGCUGCUGGUCGUUUAUGAGUAUAGGUCUUAUAUACCAGAACUAAGCUGUCUUCUAAUUGUUGAUCACUACCUAGGCCUAUUUAGACUCCUAAAGAUCGAUAAAGAAAAAUUACAAGAUUUUUGCGAUAUUUCCAUUCUCAGCAGUAUUCCUUAUGAAGGAUUCAAGGAGAUUAUCCAGAACAGCAGUAAGCUGAGCAAGAUGAGUAUCACACUAUCGCAGUACAAAGAUAAGUAUCUGACUCAGGUCAUCAGAGUCAGACUUAAUGAAGACAACAGCAUUGAUGAAUUCCUUACAGCCAUCUGCGACAUAUGGGUAAAUACCACAGAUUGGCACUGGGAAUUCACUACUCAGGCUAAAUCCGUAAUUGAGCACAAGAGUCAAGAUGCUGAGUACAAAUGGAAGAAUUCCGAUCUGAUGUCUCUAUGCCCAAUAACUCAGAAUUGGGCUCUUAAAUCUCACUCUUGGGCUUUAAGAAAAGGUAUCAAUCCUUAUACCUGUCCAGUAUUUUAUCACAAGAAGAUGAGAAGAGAUAGAAGAGAUGCUGAUCCCCUUAAGAAAGCAAAGUUAAGAAAUUCUGGACAGUACUGGAUCCCUCCUUCAUCUAGGCAGAUGAAGAUCCAUGAAUCAUUUAAGCUAGGCACAGAGAAGCUAAGCACUGAAUCUAAGCCUUUUAAACCAAAAGGCAGCCCUGGGCCGAAAGAGGAUAGGUCUGAAGAGUGCAAAGCCUCUUUAAUCCCAUUUUUGAGUCAAGUAAAAAUUGAGGAUUUAAAAGAUGACUUGUCCAAAGACAGAACUCCACAGAAGGAAGAAUCAAAGAGCACAACUAGUGAAUCCCAAAGAGCUGAAAGCAUAUUCAUGACUCCAAAGACUUCUACCAAGACAGAUUCAGAGUGUAAAUCUAGUGCAUCUUCAUCAGCUCAGAUCAAGAAAUAUUCCCUUCCUGAGAUUCUUUCAGUAUUCAAAAUAAUGGGAAACUUUUCUGGCAUAUCUGACACAUAUGAGAAUGGGCAGAAAUCAGUAAUCGAAAAGCCAAACCCCGGGACUCUUAAGCUAACCAGAAAGAUUAAAGAUGUCCUGAGUAUCUCCAAGCCUUGCUACAUCCUCGAAAAUGAGAAUGCUGAGCUCACCAGGCUCUCUACUAGAACUCCUCUCGGCCAAAGAACCAACCUCAAGACCAAUCCAUGCAAUGACUUGUCCCUAAAAUUCCUGCACGAUCUCGAGACUGAACUUAAGCAUAUCGGUCCGCUAAACAUCCUAGAAGAGGCUGACCCUGAGCAUGAACUUGACAGUGACGAAGACUCUUGUUCCUAACCGAACCAAUCCUCCCAGCCAAGGUCUAGUACUGGCUAAUGAAUAAACGGUUGAAAUCUCUGUUGUCCUUCUUUAAGAGGCUAUUUGUU
Molecule: messenger RNA, 1728 nt
Organism: Moneuplotes crassus
Lineage: Eukaryota; Ciliophora; Spirotrichea; Euplotida; Euplotidae
Source: the annotation of a GenBank genome assembly